GGUUGAUCUUUCAAACAUUGUGCCGCCAAGUUUGCUGAAUGCUACUAAGCAAAAAAUAUGGCCCCCAAAAAGACCAAAAAACGCCCUAAACAGAACUUGUCUCAUGGUUCAGGUAGUUCAAGUGAAUCGGACGGAAGCAAAGGAAUGAAAACACACAGACGUUCAGAAAGACUUGGCAAGCUGCACACAGAUACACGUAGUCCUGUGGUUGACUUGGCCUAUGAUGGUGAUGGUGAAACCACCGAAGAGAAUGUGUCGGAGAAUUCGGAUCAAGUGAUGCGUUCGGCUGGAAGUGAUGCAUAUGACUUUGAAGAUGAUGAUGUUGAAACCAGCCCACAAACAUUGUCGUUGUAUCAGAAAGUAAAAACAAACAGUGAUCAUGAAUCCAAAACGACUAAAAAAACAGACAGAAAAAAGAAUUCAUCUCAAGAAAAUAAAUCUGAUGCUAAAAUGAAGUCAAAAGUUCCAAAACCGGAUAAAUCAUCACAUUUAACAUUAAACAAAUGUAACAACUUUUCUGUGGCAUGCAUCUUAAAAGCAAAAUUUGACAACAAAAUUGUUGAUGCAAGUUCUGAGAAGCUUAGUACGGACAGUUCAGUGCAAUCCCCUCCAGUGUUAAAAACCCAAAAUACAAGCUCAGCUAAAAUGUCACUAGUUACACGCAGCAAUAAAACAGCUUUAUCCAAAACAAAAACUCAAGUAACAAUCACCACUAACAAAACACCAGUGACAUCGAUUAACAAAAAAUCACCAGUUUCAUCCAUUAACAAGAAUACCUUAAUUAGUAACAAUCAAACGUCGGUCGUGUCAAUAACGAAAAAAACUCCACUCUUGACUAUUAACAAGAGAACACCAAACACAUCUGCCAAUAAAAAAACACCAGUGUCAUCCAUUAACAAAAAAACACCAGUGUCGUCCAUUAACAAAAAAACACCAGUGUCGUCCAUUAACAAAAAAACACCAGUUGUGUUGAUCAACAAAAACAUUUUAAUCUCGUCCUUUGACAAAAAUACUCCAGUGACAUCCAACAAUGCUAAAAACAUUGCAAGUAGCGUCAGAUCAAACACAUCAGCAAAGCCUAAAACAUUUGCCUCCUCUAGGAUUACAAAACGCAAAGCAGCAGUGUCAAAUGUUUUCACUUCGACCAAUUCUUCACUAGAAUUACAACGGAACGAUAGUGGUGUGUUUAUUUCUCCACCUCCUGUGAAAUUAGCCAAGCUGGGUAUGAAAGAUACAUCGACCCCAAGUAACCCUGGGACGGAUGUUGUCAAGGACUCGUGUUUUGGUUUCACCAAUCUCAACCUGGUGGGUUCCCCGAUGUUGUCGCCUGUACAGAAGAUGGCUGUGACUCCGACAUCAGAUUACUGCUCGGCAGUGUUCUCUCUGUCUCAGAUCUCUGUGCACGACGACUCAUCAGACCUGAAGAGAGUUCACCAGCACUCUGUAUUUUCAGGAGAUGACUUAGAACCAGAUAUUGCUUUGAAUAAAGUCUCAUCAAAAACGUACAAGCCUGCAAAACAGAAGCGUGCCAAGGGGCGAUAUUCAUCUUCAAAGGUGGAAGCUUGGGCUGAGAAAGUGAAUCAAGAAUUUGAUGACUUGGACAAUUUUGAGCUGAGCAUAGAAGGAUGACAGAUUGUAUGAAGGCAACAGACCAACAGCACUGUUUUGUGACAGGUCUAAACAUUUCAUUCAGGAACCACAAAUAAUUGUAGUUUAUCAGGUUUUCUAAAUAAUUGGUGGUGUACUAUUUAUUUAAGACUUGGCAACAUUCAUUUUGGGCAAUUUUAGUGUUGUCAAGAAUUAUAGGCCUUAUUUGUUUAUAAUCUGUGUAAUGUUGUUUUAAUACAUGCAGAACAUUAAACUGUUAUUUACUAUUUACAUAUUCAAAACAAAUUUAAUAAAAUUUCAUUUGCACAAAAAUGGUUGGACAGAAAUCUGUAUUUAUAUCAUUUAGUUUUUUUUUUUAAAGUUAAUCAGUAAACUGAUCCCAAAUCGAAUUUUGGCCAUGCUUUAUAUUUGAAGGUCAAACAGGGGGAAAACUUUUCAACCUGGAGCAGUAUUUUGGAUGUGUUGAAGUCUAGUAUACAUAAACAUUUAUUGGAACCUCCUUGUACUGAGGUAUUAAUUUUAUAGUUCACUAGAUUUUUUAAAACCUAGAAAAUAGCUCUCGUUUUCCUUCUUCUUCUUUUUUGUCAGAUCGGGUGGGUGGUUCGGGGUCUUAAUCACUCCCUGCUGAAGCAAAUUUUCUUUUUUCUCAAUAUAUUUCCAGGGGGAUCAUGACUCGACCCCCUAUAUAAACUUCGGUCGCCAGAGUGCAGACGCCCCCCUCCCCCCGAUAAAAUUCCUGCUUAUGCACCUAAAAAUAUGACUUUAGCAGUGAGACGGUGUCAAUUUUUGUGUGUUAAUGUUAAAAUUUCUUGUUUUCAACACACCAUAAGAUCUAGAUCAAUGAAACUUGGCUUAUAGUUGCACCUAUGAACGUUCCAUCUCGAUGCAUGUGUGGGGAAAAGGAGAAGAUUUUUAGGUCACCUGAGCUGAAGGCUCAAGUGACCUAUUGCGAUCUGUUGUCAUGCACAUUUAGACUACUCCAAAACACUUCACUAAUUCCAACCAUAUUUUGUGUGAAGCUUCUUUGGAAAAUGGAGAAACAAUUGAGUGAAUUUUGUCAUUUUGACACCACAUGGGUUUAGAUGUGUGGGACGAAAAAGUUGAAAAUUGAGACAAUUUUUUAAAAAGUCUUCUCUGCUUCUAGAAAUCAGAGUUCGUCAAACUGACUAGCCCUCGGUCCCAACCAGUGUAUUUUUGAUCUGGGCUAGUGGAAAGUAGCAGUAUCACGAUACUACGGUUGACGACACGAUACCCGAUAUCCUUGCUUUUGUAUCAAUUCCUAUUUUGACCAUGUAUCAAUUUCUAUAUUAAUUCUGUAUUCAUUUACCAAAAACAAUUUGUACUGGUAUGUACAUAUUGACAAGUUAUUUCCGUCGCAAAAACCAUCAGUGGACAGAGAAUAUGCCUGCUUGUGUCAAUAUGUUUCUACAUUAAAACUGUUUAGUCAGUGUUGUGCUUUUAUCAGGUUGAUUUCUUAUUUUUAAAUCACUUCACCUAAGCUUCAACAUCUUGUUUUACGAGGAAAGUAUCACAAAUCUGAUAUUACAAUACGUAUUGUAUUGUGGGCUAUGAAUUGCAGUAUCGUAUCGUGAGAUACAUGUAUUGUGACACCCCUAGUGGAAAGUAUCAUAUGUAAUAAUAUAAUACACGGGGCACUAACCAAAGUGAGAAUUAGUGAAUUUCUUAAACAGAUGUUGAACACUGCAGAAAUGCUAUAACUAAAUAGUCUUCAAUCGAUGGUUUAUCUGCUUUGUUAGUUAAUGUCAUUAAUGUUGAUUCCUCAUUUGUCCCCAGGAUGGAGUUGGUUUACUAUAGUUAUAUAGAUAAUUGCAUUUAAAGUGUCAUUUCUAAAAUUGCUUCUUCAAAACGUCUUGACCAAUUCUAAUCCCAACUUUGGAAGCUUCCUUGAUGUACCGUAUACGCAAAUAUGUGCUUGUGAAAAUGUAAACUGAAAGCCCGAUCGCAAAUUAUUUUAGCCGCGAAAAUAUUUGCAUAUAUGGUAUGUAGAAUAUAUACUCUUCAAAAAAAGUAGGGGAAUUCUAAAAUAAGAAAUUUACAUAGUGAAAUAGUGAAUUAAUUGGGCGAACAUUACAACCAGUAGUUCAGUAUUACAGUAGGUUUGAAUUGAAAUUUGACAUUUUUUUUGUCAGUAAAUCAUAAAUUCAAAUAAAAGUGAAUAGAAACAAAAAA
Molecule: messenger RNA, 3798 nt
Organism: Gigantopelta aegis
Lineage: Eukaryota; Metazoa; Mollusca; Gastropoda; Neomphalida; Peltospiridae
Exons: 6
Coding region: 58-1629 (523 amino acids)
Source: RefSeq, a predicted model, not a curated record